AUGAAAUUCGCAAUCGUCUUAGUUGCCCUCUUCGCCGUUGCUUUGGCUCGCCCAAACAAGGAUGCCGAAACCGUCAGAUUCGAUGUUGACAACAUCGGUGUCGAUGGAUACAAAUACGGAUAUGAAACAUCCAACGGUAUCAAACACGAAGAAUCCGGAGUUGUUAACAACGUUGGUGCUGAAAAUGAAGCCAUCUCUGUCCGUGGAUCAUUCUCAUACGUUGCUGAUGAUGGCCAAACCUACACCGUCAACUACGUUGCUGACGAAAAUGGUUUCCAACCAGAAGCUGCCCACAUCCCAAAAGCCGAAUAAAUUGACGAUUGGAUAAAAAUGAAGUUUUGAACUGGCUUUAUAAUUGAAAAAAAGAGGAUUACGGAAUGAUUGAACGCAAAAUUUUUUGACUUCUUUGAGAGAAGUCAACUUUCCUACAAAUUGUAAAUUUUUUA
Molecule: messenger RNA, 446 nt
Organism: Culicoides brevitarsis
Lineage: Eukaryota; Metazoa; Arthropoda; Insecta; Diptera; Ceratopogonidae
Product: flexible cuticle protein 12-like
Exons: 2
Coding region: 1-312 (103 amino acids)
Cellular component (GO): chitin-based extracellular matrix
Molecular function (GO): structural constituent of chitin-based larval cuticle
Source: RefSeq, a predicted model, not a curated record